Messenger RNA from Funneliformis mosseae, 310 nucleotides. The record is from the annotation of a GenBank genome assembly. NCBI's taxonomy places the organism in Eukaryota, Fungi, Glomeromycota, Glomeromycetes, Glomerales, Glomeraceae.
CCUUAUUCACGCGUAUACGCGAGAAAAAGAAUGGUUCCGAGUGAAAUUAAUGAAUCAAUUUUUACUCAUAUUGAAAUGACUUUUUCAAAAACAACGUUUGAAUUUAGACGUGAUGGUUUAGAAAAAGCUCUAACAAAAGUACUUUCGGAAAAGGAAAUGAUUCAUAUUAAUGAACUUUUAAAUCGAAUAUUUUUUGAACUAUUACAUUCUGAUUUAUCAGAUGUUAUUUAUCCUACUUUGCCAAAUUUAAAUGAAUUUCAAAAUGGAAUUAUUGCUCAAAAUGGUCCGAUAUUACUUGAAAUUGUUGAAU